Molecule: messenger RNA, 975 nt
Organism: Hirsutella rhossiliensis
Lineage: Eukaryota; Fungi; Ascomycota; Sordariomycetes; Hypocreales; Ophiocordycipitaceae
Product: fructosamine kinase domain-containing protein
Exons: 3
Coding region: 1-975 (324 amino acids)
Source: RefSeq, a predicted model, not a curated record
AUGGCUCCCUCCACCGUCGACCCGGCCAUACUCGAGGCCCUCGGGCUUGAUGCUAGCCGGACCACAAUGGCUCCGCACGGCGGCUCCGGCUUCUCCUCCACCUUCAAGCUGUCCACCGUGACUGACGGCGGGCCGACAAACAACUACUUUGUCAAGACGGGCGCCGGCGCCGCCUCGGAGCUCAUGUUUCGCGGAGAGCACGCCUCCCUCAACGCCAUCCACCACGCCGUCCCCGACUUCUGCCCAAAGUCACACGCCCACGGGCCCCUGUCGUUGUCGGCAGACGGCUUCUUCCUAGCCACCGACUUCCUCGACCUCGGCGCCGCACCCGCCUCCGGCCUCUCCCUCGCCGCCAAGCUGGCCCGCCUGCACACGACGCCCGCCCCGGCGCCCGAAGGCCACGAACGGCCCAUGUUUGGCUUCCCCGUGCCGACCUGCUGCGGCGAGACGGCCCAGGAGAACGGCUGGAAGUCGUCCUGGGCAGACUUCUACGCCGACAACCGGCUGCGCGCCAUCCUCCGCGCCAGCACCACCAACCACGGCCGCGACGCCGACCUGGCUGACGCCGUUGAAACCGUCGCGGCGAAGGUCGUCCCGCGCCUCAUCGGCGACGGCCGCCUCGAGCCCCCCAUCACCCCCGUCGUCGUCCACGGCGACCUCUGGAGCGGCAACCACUCCCGCCGGCGCAUCGGCGGCCAGGGCGCCGUCGAGGAGGUCGUCUUCGACCCGUCGGCCGUCUACGGCCACUCCGAGUACGAGCUCGGCAUCAUGCGCAUGUUUGGCGGCUUCGGUGCCGGCUUCUGGGCCGAGUACACAAAGCUCGUGCCCAAGGCGGAGCCCGUGGCCGAGUGGGACGAUCGCCUCAUGCUAUACGAGCUGUAUCACCACUUGAACCACUUUGCCAUCUUCGGCGGUGGCUAUCGUGGCGGGGCCAUGUCCAUUCUGAAGAAGCUCAUUGCCAAGUAUGGAAGCUGA